CUUUUACACCUAUACCUUUCACGACGACGAUAACAACGAACCGGACGCUACCUACGUCCACCAGUAACGACCAUGGACGCCGACCUCAUCAAGCUGGUUAACAAGCUCCAGGACACGUUCGCGAACCUUGGAGGUGAACUGGACAUGCCCCAGCUGGCCGUGGUUGGCAGUCAAUCGGCGGGAAAGUCCAGUGUCCUUGAAACUAUCGUCGGCCGGGACUUCCUGCCGCGUGGACAGGGCAUUGUGACACGGCGACCCCUUGUCCUCCAGCUCAUUCACACACCUGUACCAGAGGACGGCUCACAGACAUACACGGAGUGGGGCCAGUUCCUACACAUUGACAAACGAUUCACAGACUUCGACGAAAUUCGCAAGGAGAUUGAACAGGAAACAUACCGGGUUGCUGGUCAAAAUAAGGGUAUCAGCAAACUCCCUAUCCAUCUUCGGAUAUACAGUCCAAACGUCCUCGACCUCACUCUUGUUGACCUACCAGGUUUGACAAAGAUUCCCGUUGGUGAUCAACCAAGUGAUAUCGAACGUCAAAUUCGCAGUCUCGUCCUCGACUACAUCUCCAAACCCAACUGUGUCGUCCUUGCUGUCUCUGCAGCCAAUGUUGACCUUGCCAAUUCCGAAUCCCUCAAACUUGCCCGUUCAGUCGAUCCACAGGGUCGCAGGACCAUCGGUGUCCUCACGAAGCUCGACCUCAUGGACGCAGGAACAAAUGCCUUAGAUAUCCUCACUGGUCGGGUUUACCCAUUGAAGCUAGGCUUCAUUGGCAUCGUGAAUCGCAGCCAGCAAGACAUUAACUCCAAUAAGUCUAUGAUAGACGCUUUGGAGGCUGAAUCUGAGUUCUUCAAGAGUCACCCUGCGUACCGGAAUAUCGCGCACAAGAAUGGUACCAGGUACCUCGCGAGAACCCUUAACCAGGUCCUUAUGAACCACAUUCGCGACAAGUUGCCAGACAUGAAAGCGCGGCUGAACACCCUGAUGGGCCAGGCUCAGCAGGAGCUCAACUCGUUCGGUGAUGCAGCUGUCUAUGGCGACAGUAACCAGCAAGGGGCCCUCAUUCUACGCCUCAUGACCCAGUUUGCGCGCGACUUCGUUUCUUCCAUUGAAGGCACGAACCUCGACAUCUCGACCAAAGAGCUGUCGGGCGGCGCCCGGGUAUAUUACAUUUUCAAUGACGUCUUCGGCCAAGCCCUGAGCUCGAUUAAUGGGACGCACAAUCUCGAUAACCAGGACAUUCGGACUGCCAUCCGUAACUCAACGGGUCCCAGGCCGAGUCUUUUCGUACCGGAGAUCGCAUUUGACCUACUCGUCAAACCCCAGAUCAAACUCCUUGAAGCGCCAAGCUUGCGUUGCGUUGAGCUGGUGUACGAGGAGCUGGUGAAGAUCUGCCAUAAUUGCACUAGCGCAGAGCUGCAACGCUUCCCAAGGCUGCACGCGCAGCUCAUCGAAGUCGUCUCUGAGCUCCUUCGUGAACGCCUUGGCCCUACCACUGAUUACACUCAAAGCCUCAUCGACAUUCAGACCGCAUACAUCAAUACCAACCAUCCCGCAUUCAUCACAGGCUCCGCCAUGGCUGCUCAAGCUGACGCUUCUGCUCCCGCUAAGCACGUGCCGCCUCCAAGACCAUCAUCUACGGAAUCCAUGAACGGUUCCAUGCUUCCCGAAGAGGAUGAAGAAUCUGACGACGCCCAAUCCAUCAAUGGCAAUGGCAUCGUUUCCAAACGGGGCAGCGAUGCUCGGUCUAUCUCUGGACAACACGACCGUACGCGUUCUACACCUGGCGGACCAGCGUCCUUGGCUGGCCCUAUGCGCCACCCCAGUUCUCCCAAACCUUCUCACCACCACCACUCCUCCCGACAUCCGCCACAAGCACCAGCAGGCUCCAACGCGGCAAAGGAGUCCUUCCUCAACUACUUCUUUGGUCAGAAUGGUCCUGGCCCCCUCGCUGCACCAGCAGGCUCCAACGCGGCAAAGGAGUCCUUCCUCAACUACUUCUUUGGUCAGAAUGGUCCUGGCCCCCUCGCUGGUGCUAGCGUUGAGCGGGCAGUGGCUGCCCAAGGCGCUACAGUGAUCACUCCUAUCGGCCGUGAUGUCUCUGGAGGUCAGCCGCCAGCGCAGACGGGCCUUUUGGCGGGCAAGAGGACCCUAGAUGCUGCCAACCAAGGUAGUAACGCUGCGUUCGACAUGAAGAGCCUGGGCAAGCACAUCGAGGCGACGUCAGAGGGUGGCGCACAUCUGACGAUGCGCGAGGAGAUGGAGACGAACCUUAUUCGUUCGCUCAUCCAGUCGUACUUCAACAUCGUCCGGCAGACAAUCCAAGAUUUAGUCCCGAAGGCAAUUAUGCACUUCCUCGUAAACCACACGUCGGAGCACGUGCAAAACCGUCUCGUCGCCUCGCUGUACAAGCCGGACCUGUUCUCGGACUUGCUGAACGAGGAUGAGGCACUGGUUGCUGAGCGUACGCGCGUCAAGGCCCUACUCGACGCAUACAAGGAGGCAUUCAGGACCCUGUCUGAAGUGACACUAAAAUCUACAUAGAUAGAGCACACGAUUAUCCUUAUUUGUGGAUUACACACUUCUGUUGGGAUGUAACGAUCUGUCCUCUGUCUCCCAUGGCGGUGUCUCUGUCGAUCUUGUCGCGACGUUUCUCUUGUGAUAGCUGUAAUCUCUACUAGUUUCGCACUUUACACGGAUGGGCAUGGAAUUGGCAGCCACUUUGCGACGUUUAUGAAAUUGGACCCCAAUCCUCCUCUCUACUGAGGCUGUCGUUGAGUUCGUCAUCGGAACAUACGUCGAGCACCUUUCAGGACUCAGCUGUUGACCCUUGAUUCGCAUGCCAUAAGAGUCCAACAAGUCGUGUGUACAUUUCAUGAACUACCAACCACUCGCCCUUUAUCCAUGCGGAAGUAGCACUGAUACAGUCCUUAGCAGGCUUCUUUGUCUCGUUAGCCAGCGGGUAAUUGUUAGUAGAUAGAGGCGGUGAAGUCAUCGCAAUGUCGGGAACACCAACUCGCAGCGGUUCCUAGAGCUGCCGAAGCCUCCUACAGCUCUCUGAUGACGACAGUCUUGGUGAUCGUAGGCAUAGGGAUGACUUUGUCGUCUGCUAUGGUGUUGCACACGCCCAACUGCAUUCGAAUAUGUCAGCACAUCAGUCAA
This is a messenger RNA of Phanerochaete carnosa HHB-10118-sp, 3165 nucleotides long. RefSeq lists its product as uncharacterized. NCBI's taxonomy places the organism in Eukaryota, Fungi, Basidiomycota, Agaricomycetes, Polyporales, Phanerochaetaceae. Gene Ontology annotation, biological process: mitochondrial fission; peroxisome fission. Gene Ontology annotation, molecular function: microtubule binding; GTPase activity; GTP binding. The transcript has 11 exons. The record is from RefSeq and is a predicted model, not a curated record. Bases 73 to 2547 code for a protein of 824 amino acids. Gene Ontology annotation, cellular component: cytoplasm; membrane; peroxisome.